Messenger RNA from Nematolebias whitei (Rio pearlfish), 3329 nucleotides. RefSeq names its product peroxisomal biogenesis factor 6 (gene pex6). Lineage: Eukaryota; Metazoa; Chordata; Actinopteri; Cyprinodontiformes; Rivulidae. Gene Ontology annotation, cellular component: cytosol; peroxisomal membrane. The record is from RefSeq and is a predicted model, not a curated record. Gene Ontology annotation, biological process: protein import into peroxisome matrix. The transcript is spliced from 18 exons. Gene Ontology annotation, molecular function: ATP binding; ATP hydrolysis activity. Bases 3 to 3167 code for a protein of 1054 amino acids.
ACAUGGCGGUGCUCCAGGCAGAGUUGUGUUGUUUGGACAGUUUUCCGUCCCGCCUCUGUCUCCUGGAUGUUUUGAUAAUUAAACCUCACCUGGAUUCGGUUUGGCAACGUGACACGGACACACCGACCGUCCUCUUCACCCCGCAGCGGGCUCAGGGUUGUCAUAGGAUGGGCAUUUUGCUUCGCCUUCACCCGACUACCGAGGCGGAGAUAUCGACCUGCGGUGGACGAAUCUCUCCCAGCGGAGAGUCUGACCGCCGCCUCCGGCUCUUUACCAGCAGGUACUUCCUUCAGCACCACCGGCUCAAAAGCUCCGGUACUGUCCGGCUUCUGGAUCCGGUCCGCCUGGACAGAGUGGUGCUGGGAGCCCGCAGCAGGCGGAGCCUCCGCUGGGCCGGAGCGGAGCAGUUCACCGGCGGACUGCUGGAGCUCUGCCGCUCCGGACAGCCGGUCCUGGCCCGGCAGGGAGACCCGCUGCUGCUGCCCCAACACCCGCUGUUUGGGGAGGACCAGCGACAGGUGCAGCAGCAGCUACUGGACCUCCUGGUGUUGGAGUGCAGUCCAGUCACACAGGGGAGGAUCACAGCCGGUACCUCUUUGGUUCUGACUGACAGCUGGAACUCAGUGGACCCCCCAGCCCCCCCUUUCCCCUGCAGAUCCCUCAGCCUCUGUGUGUCAGACUUUGCUCAUUAUGCCGACAGCCUUGGUGGGACCCGAUCUCUGCUUGACGCUAAAAGGCUUCUGGGUCCAAGUGUGCUGGACGCCCUGCAGGUUCUGGAGUGCAGGAUGGAUGUCUGUGUGGUGGACGCUCAGCGGUGGCACGGUGUCAAAGGUCAACGGGGAGCGGGGGUGGAUGUGGACAGUUGUGUGUUUGUGAGCAAACAGCAUCUUCUGAGGCUCGGGGUGUUCAAUCACGAGUGGGUGACGUUGUCAAGGCCAGGAGGGUCCUCCAGGGCACCCACGGGGGGGCUUGACGUCAGGGCGUGCAUCUGCAGGGAGCGGCUGGUCUCUGUGGUGGUGGUGGAUCUCGCUCUCAGCCCAGAACUACAGAUCCACAAUGAUGUGGGCUUUAUAUCAGCACCUCUGUGGUUCAACAUUACUGAAGGAGAAAUGAUUCCACUGAAGACGUUCACGCUGAGGAUGAAGAGGUGGAAACCGUCUUCAGAACCCGACGUUCUUCGUUCAGACAGUUUCUGCCGCUCGGCUUCUCCACCGUUCGCCAGCGAGCUUCACAUUCAGCCAGUCGUUUCUCCGCUGCACAACAACCUCUGCUGCUACGACAACCUGCUGGCUGAACAUUUCAGCACACCAAGAGUGGUUUCACAGGGAGACAUCCUGACUGUACCAGCUGAACUCCAUCCAGACCUGCUUGAAAACAAUUCUGAGGGGAUCUGCAGGUGCCCGGUGUUGUACUUCAAAGUACAGAAAGUGUGUCCAUCUGCUGCAGAGAGAGAAGUAGCAGCUCAUCUGGCUGAUCGAACACACACCUCUCUUUACUUGGGAGCGUCGACCAACAGCCCUGUGCCAUUCUGUGUGGAUGAAGGGUCUCUGUGGAGCAGCCUGUCUCCUGCAGGCCUCAACAAGACGGUGGACCUCAUCAGCAGCAGCAUCCUGCCUCACCUGCAGCACAGGUUUCUGUCUGGUUGUACGGUCCUCCUCCAUGGUCCUGCAGGCAGUGGGAAGACGACUGUGGUCGGAGCGGCGUGUCGCAGACUGAACCUCCACCUGCUGAAGGUGGACUGUGUGACCAUGUGUGCAGACACCCCUGCAGCCUCGGAGGCGAAGCUGAAGUCGGUGUUCCAGCGAGCAGACGCUCUUCAGCCCUGCGUCCUGCUGCUCAGAAACUUGCAGCUUCUGCUCCGAGCUCGAGGGCCUCCUGAAGACAACGGCAGGGUCCAGGCGAUGCUCUGCCAGCUGCUCAGCAGUGUUCCCACCAAUGUGGUCGUUGUGGCGACGGUUUGCAGAGCUCAGGAUCUCUCAGCUGGUGUCAUGGGGGCAUUUAUCCACCAGGUAGAGCUGGAAUGUCCCACAGAAGAGCAGCGGUGCUCCAUGUUGGUCAGCCUGAGUCAGGACCUUCAUCUGGGCAGAGACGUCAACCUGGAGAGACUCUCCAAACUCACCGCAGGCUUUGUGUUGGGGGAUCUGAGUGUUCUGUUAGCUGAAGCUGGAAGAUCUGCCUGCAGGAGAUUGAUUAGCACCUGUGGUGGCCAGCGCCAGGAGGACCUGUGUUCCAGUGGAGUGACCAUCAUGAACCAAGACUUCACCUGUGCCCUGGAGACCCUGCAAGACGCCCAUUCCAAAGCCAUCGGAGCCCCCAAGAUCCCUAGCGUGCGCUGGGAGGACGUGGGCGGUUUAGAGAGCGUAAAGAAAGAGAUCCUGGACACGAUUCAGCUUCCUCUGCAGCGUCCUGAGCUCUUGUCUUUGUGUCUGAACCGGACUGGAGUCCUGCUAUAUGGACCACCGGGGACAGGAAAGACUCUGUUGGCUAAAGCUGUGGCCACCGAGUGCUCCAUGACCUUCCUCAGUGUCAAAGGUCCAGAGCUCAUCAACAUGUAUGUGGGUCAAAGUGAAGAAAACAUCAGAGAAGUGUUCCACAGAGCGCGCUCAGCAGCUCCAUGUGUUGUCUUCUUCGAUGAACUGGACUCUCUGGCCCCAAACAGGGGACGCAGUGGAGACUCUGGAGGAGUGAUGGACAGAGUGGUGUCCCAGCUGCUGGCUGAGCUCGACACGCUGCACUCGUCUGCCGCGGUUUUUGUGAUCGGAGCCACAAACCGUCCUGACCUGCUGGACCAGUCACUGCUCAGGCCGGGCAGGUUCGAUAAGCUGGUCUACGUUGGAAUCAGCGAAGAUCAGGUCUCCCAGCUGCAGGUUCUCCAGGCCAUCCUCAGAAAGUUCCAGUUGGACCCUGCUGUGAAACUGCAGGAUGUGGUGAACCGCUGCCCCGGUCACAUGACCGGCGCUGAUCUGUACGCUCUCUGCUCAGACGCCAUGACGGCCGCCAUCAAGAGGAAGAUCCGUUUCAUUAACGAUGGUCUGGAUUCAGAGGACUCCCCUGUCUUCCUGUCCAUGGAGGAUUUUUCUUCAGCACUGGAACAUUUCAAACCAUCUGUUUCUGACAAGGAGCUGCUGCGGUACCAAAGCAUUCAUCGGCAACUUUCUGCAAAAUAGAAACUGCUGUUUAUCAUCAUGGUCCAAGCAGAGCCUCUCAGCAGAACGGCUAGAAAAGAUAAAAGCAGGCGUCAGAAGUGAUUUAUAUCUGUAACAGAAUCAAGUGCAAUCUACCUCUGAAGAAUCUUUAAAAAGUGAAUUAUCACAGCUUAUAACAUGUAA